This is a messenger RNA of Pogona vitticeps (central bearded dragon), 5648 nucleotides long. NCBI's taxonomy places the organism in Eukaryota, Metazoa, Chordata, Lepidosauria, Squamata, Agamidae. The record is from RefSeq and is a predicted model, not a curated record.
GACCCGGGAUCCCCAAGACCCCGGUUCUUUUAAGCCUCCAACCCGACAGCGAUUUAAAACAAAUAAUCAAACAAAAGAAAGUUUUUUUAAAAAAAUCCCACAACCCUUCCCGGGUUUUGAUGAGAUUUUUUUUGUCUCUCGUGAUUUCGAUUUCAUCCACAUUUCAGCAGAUUUCUUUUCAAAGGCCGCGUUCUUCGUUCAUGAUGCCUGCGCCCUCGUUCUCAGUGGGAUAUUGUUUUGCCUGUGGCACCGCUUAAAAGAGCAUGCACAUGCACCUAUAUACACACCAACCCACGGACAGCCUUCUUCCCUAGCCUUGUCGUCCUAAAUCGAGGAGCCCUUAUUUUAAGUUUCAGGUAGACAGAAACUCUUAACACCCUUUAAUUGCCCUGAAGGGCCUCUUUCACCAGUCAACGGUUGGUGAGAUACUUCCCUCAAAAGACAGACACAGUCAAGAAUCGGUGUCUUUGAACCACACACACAAGCAAGCACCCAAGAAAUGCCAGCUCAGUCUUGGAAGCAGCUUCGGAACAAAGGUGGCAAAAGUACACCCCUGCAAAGUCAGCUGCUCUGUUAAUAAUUUCACUGGGUAUGGACCAUGGGAUGCUCUCUGGUUUUAUCAUGAUCAAAAACUUCUUUCUGCUCUGCGUUUCCAUGAAUUUAGCCAGUCACUUUGGCUUCUCACAAAUGCCUACAGCAUCUGGGAAAUAUGAGACCAAUGACAACAUCACCAUCUUCACCAGGAUUCUGGAUGGUCUCCUGGAUGGAUAUGAUAACAGACUUCGCCCAGGCCUGGGAGAGAGAAUAACAGAAGUGAAGACAGAUAUUUACGUCACUAGUUUCGGUCCAGUGUCAGACACCGAAAUGGAAUAUACUAUUGAUGUGUUUUUCCGACAAAGCUGGAAAGAUGAAAGGCUUCGGUUUAAAGGGCCAAUGGAACGUCUCCCUCUUAACAAUCUCCUUGCCAGUAAGAUCUGGACCCCAGACACUUUUUUCCAUAAUGGAAAAAAAUCUAUCGCCCACAACAUGACUACACCCAACAAGCUUUUGCGCCUCAAGGAUGAUGGGACCCUUCUGUACACAAUGAGACUGACCAUUUCUGCUGAAUGUCCCAUGCAGCUUGAAGACUUCCCCAUGGAUGCCCAUGCUUGUCCAUUAAAAUUUGGAAGCUAUGCUUAUCCCAAUUCUGAAGUGAUCUAUGUGUGGACUAACACCCCAGCAACAUCUGUUGUGGUAGCAGAGGAUGGUUCUAGGCUUAACCAGUAUCACUUGAUGGGACAAAGUGUAGAUUCAGAAAACAUCAGUACCAGUACAGGUGAAUACACAAUCAUGAGAGCACACUUUCACCUCAAAAGAAAGAUUGGUUAUUUUGUUAUCCAGACUUACCUCCCGUGCAUUAUGACGGUGAUCUUAUCCCAGGUAUCAUUUUGGUUAAACAGAGAAUCUGUUCCGGCUAGAACAGUCUUUGGAGUCACUACGGUUCUUACCAUGACCACUUUAAGCAUCAGCGCCCGCAACUCUCUACCCAAGGUGGCCUAUGCUACUGCUAUGGAUUGGUUCAUAGCCGUGUGCUAUGCUUUUGUCUUUUCUGCAUUGAUUGAGUUUGCCACCGUCAACUAUUUUACAAAGAGAAGCUGGGCCUGGGAUGGCAAGAAAGCUCUGGAGGCUGCAAAAAAGAAGAAGAAAGAACGAGAAUUGUUAGCAAAGAAAGCCAUUAAUGCUUAUGCUGCUGGAAGGAUGACACCCACGUUAAACCUACCAAAGGACUCCAGCCCUUCAGUCAUUUCCCACACAGCUGCUUCUGUUCCAGUAAAACCUGUUGAAAAGCCAACUGAAAGCAAAAAGACCUAUAACAGCAUCAGUAAGAUUGAUAAGAUGUCCCGAAUAGUUUUUCCCGUCUUGUUCGGGACUUUUAACUUGGUCUACUGGGCCACUUAUUUGAACAGGGAACCAGUUAUUAAAGGUGCUGCUUCUCCAAAAUAAACGGAAGUGCUUUCCAGCUCAAGUGUUAGCCAUACUUGCAAAAACAAACGCUACCGAAGAGAAUUUUGAGGUUCCAGAUGACUCGCUCUACCUUUGGUCAAUAUCCUUCAGGAAGUUUUUGCAUGCUUAACGAUAAUGUACAAAAAUUAUUCUUGCCUUGAUUUGUUUCUACAUGUAACCUCAGAGAUGUUUCUGACAAUUACUGGCAGCAGACACACAUCUUUCCAGGACAGCCAAAGACCUGGGACAUGGCUUCUGUGCUGCUGAGUACCUUGCAUCGAUAGUUUACAAAUGAAAUAGGGUAUAUUUUUAAAACUGUUUAGGCAUAUUGCAUAGCGGCCGUUUUUUAUACUUCGAAUGUACAGCGAUGCCCAUAGAUGGAGACUGUGGACUUUGUCGUGGCGGGAGCCUUUAUGCAAGCUGUUUCAGAAUUUGUCAUUGCUGGAGCAUUCUGGCUAGGAACUAGAACACCGUCAGCCCAGAGCUUCCACCCACACAUGGAUGUGUAACAUCUCUCAGUAGCAGGAUUUAGGAGUUAGUGGCAGACUGCACACAUGGACACUGCUUCCUUGAUCAUUUAGAUGAGCAAAACAAGUCACCAGAUCAAAUACUACAGGAACAGUUUUCAUUUUCGCCAAACUAUCAUCUCAUAACAUAGCCCUUUUCAAGGCAUCCACACUGGGAAUCUCUGAAAACUGUGGCAGACCUUCUGCCCCCAAGCUAUAAUGCAGAAGACUGGCUGCAUGAUCAGUAGCCUGUGUUGCUGAAUAUUAUUGGCUCUGAUGGAAAACAUAAUGUGUCAUCCCAAUGGUCCCUGUAAUGUGGGCAUGCACAGCCUUGUAUCAGAAGGGAGUAAGGAAUUGUAUGCCAGCACAUACAUAUACCUGCACUCUGCUGCUCCGCUGUCCCCUUGGUCUUCCAUACAUUUUGAGGAAGAUCAUGUUCUCGUCACUCUUCCGCCAGCUUCAGCUGUCACAGCAUGAACUCAGCACUAUAGAGUUCUCUGCCAAUAACUAGCUGAACACCUCUGAGAAGACAUUUUGGCUUCUAGAAGGAGAAUGCUUCUCAAUUGGCAUCUAGAAGAUGCUUUGGCUCCUGCACUCAAAGGGAACCUCCUAGGACCUGCUUGGCCUGGUUAGAGGGGUGAUUAGCAAUGGGUGGGAGUGCACAAGUAGCAAGCAGGAAGGCCAAAACACUGCAUCCUAUGAACAGCUGGAUGGGAGAAAUAGACGACACCACAUGUUCUGUUACAUUUACCCAUGAGAGCAGUGUCAGCACGGCUUGGCCCAGGCUGUAGUAACUGUAGACCAAUUCCAGCUGAUGUUGUUGAGUGAUGAGGUAUCACGCAGUGUGCCUUUCUAUGGAAUGGGCCCAUGAUUUAGUCCGAGUGGACACAUGCAUGCUAGAGAGUUCCAUAGGUAGUAAACUGUCUCCAGACAUAAGCCAUAUCAUCUGGUUUGCAUCAUAUGUUUCAGCAAUUGUCCCAUCUAUCUCGAAGAGUCAAGUUAAAUUCCAAAUCUAAUGCCAAAUCCCCACCCCAUGACCUCAGAAGACUGAGGCUGCUUCAGGCUCUGGGAAUUCAAAGCAGUGGUGGCCUUAACCGAGCCUUGCACUCAAAAUACAGAAAUGAAGGUAGCCAACUCAUUUUCCACUCAAGAGAGGAAAAUAGUACCUUGCUUUGAAUAUAUUGAAGAAAGCAGACCACUUUUUCUUGUUUCUAAUGGCAAGGCUAAUGAGGGCUUUGAGUUGUUAUGGUUAGAAGCUUGCAUCUUCUUCAGCUUCCAGGAUUGUUUUUUCUUCAAACCCACAGAGUGCCCACAGCUGACCUAUAUUUUUCUCCUUAGGUCUUCCCAACCUCUGCCAAGAAAUCCCACAUUCUGUAAACAAGGUCAAGCAGUGUGCACAGCAGGGAAGCCAAUCUUAUGUAAUUUAAUAAGCUGACUAGUUUGCUGGUGUAUUUCAUUUGAUGUUUGAUUGUAGCAUUAUCCGAGGAUCUCAUUGUAUUUCCUGCAUUAUUUAUUUUUACUGUAUUUUAAUACCUUCCUCUCUCUUCUUUCUCAUAAACACUCAAAAUGAAAUGCUGUCUCCAAACCUUCAUAAAACACAGUACCCCACAAUCAAUAUGCAAAAUCAAUAAAAAUCUGCCAUCUAGUUUGAUAGCAUAGCAGAAAAGAAAACAGUACUAUUUUUGCAGCAAUGUCACUGCAGUGUAGAACAGCAGUAAUUGUUCAGGGACUAAAUAGCAGAGCAAUCUGCCUGUGAUCCUGCUGUACACUGAAUACGGUCUUACCCAACUGUGUUUCUCCUACAUGUAUUCCACUGUAAAUCCCAGAAUCCCCUGUGCCAUGUUGGCUGGGAAUGAUGGUAGGUGCAAUCCAGCUGGUCUGCAGACUGCAGGUUGGGAAAACUGUUUGAAAGCUUCCAAAUUUGUGUGUAUAUGUGUGUGUUUUUUUAAAAGUAAGAUUUUACCAAUGUACUAGCUUGCUAAAAGGGGAUCUGAAUUAUGUGACAAACACACACUGACAAAAUCAUAGCUUAUUUAAUGUUUUGAUUCCCCUCCCUUGUUUCUAAGGAUUUUGGUUUUCCUGCUCAAAAAAUUUAAGAUUUGCUUUUCGCAGGAACAGACCUUGUGCAGAAUUCAUAGAUCUUUUGCAAGGCUAAGCAAAAGUAUGCUCUCUUCUUCCAUCCAGUAUAGCAGAAAGGAAAGAUUUCCCCAUCUUUAGUCACAGUGAACACAAUUCCCCAGGGAUCUCUGUACAGAGAAUUCCAGCUGAAGCAGAGACAGGCCAUUGGUUUUCUCUCUCAUGCCAUUACAGUUGCAUUUACGCAAGAGAAAGUUCUUGGUUGGAGGGCUCGCAUUCCGCAGAUGAUACCCUUGGCCCCUAUUACCAACUGUUGUGAAAAACUGGGACGACAAUAUUCAUGGAGUUAUUUUAAAAUGCAUUUGCAGAGACUCUGGUUUAUGGAUUACUUGACUAAUAAGGCUACGGCAUGUUUAUUAGGAGUGGUAGGAAUUUUUCAGGGAAAUCAAGACUUCUGUUCAAAUUCAAGCUUCUUUUCUCACACUAAGACAUCACUGUGCAAAGUUUGAGACAUGAAUUUGCAUGAGACUAUCCUUUAAAAGAAGAAUAGAUCGAAGUGUGCCCAACAAAACAGUGGCUCCUCCGUUUUCAUUACCGUAACAUUUUUUCAUAGAGUGAACCUCCUGAGGGAACAACAAAUGCCGCUUAAAUCUUGGUUUUCUGUUUCCAUGAGAUAAAGACACAGUUAAAGAGACAGAAGAGAUAUUCUGCUUCAUCAAAGCCAACGUUUUCCAGUGAUUGUCAAUAUUUUCUUUGGUACCCUGCCUUUUGGAAACUUUUAUUGAUGCCAAAAUGGUUUGCUUCAUUUGGUGGAUGAUUGACAUUACAUCCCAUUGAACUCAAGGGGGCUUACCUUUGAUUAGCCAGGCACAGGGUUGUUUUGCCAGGCUGCAGCCCUGUGCCCACUAAUUUGGGAGUGAAUGCUGUUAAAAAUAAACAGCACCUACUUUUGUGUCAUCAUAACAUGCAUGUGUAAUUUGAGUUACAGUAUUUUCAGCAUUUCUCCCCUGCAUACAUUCAUUGCUUCAGUAGCUUUUGUAAUUUUAUCUUAAUGUUUAAAUUAAAUAAUACAUUUGAUAGCCA